Messenger RNA from Merops nubicus (carmine bee-eater), 818 nucleotides. Its product is annotated as general transcription factor II-I-like. NCBI's taxonomy places the organism in Eukaryota, Metazoa, Chordata, Aves, Coraciiformes, Meropidae. Gene Ontology annotation, molecular function: DNA-binding transcription factor activity. The annotation marks the transcript as partial. Gene Ontology annotation, cellular component: nucleus. The transcript is spliced from 10 exons. The record is from RefSeq and is a predicted model, not a curated record.
UAAAUACCUACCAGGUGAACAGGAGGGAGCUGCAGAACUGCAGAGAACAAAGACUGCACCAGCUGUAAACAGACUGACAGUAAAUGCUGUGGAACUGGAAGCUCUCAGAAAGUCUGUGGAGGACUUUUUCUGCUUUUGCUAUGGUAAAGCUUUAGGGAAGUCAACAGUGGUGCCUGUGCCAUAUGAGAAGAUUCAGAGGGACCAGUCUGCUGUGGUAGUGCAGGGCCUGCCUGAAGGACUUGCUUUUAAACAUCCAGCCAACUACGACAUCUCAACCCUAAAAUGGAUUCUGGAAAACAAAUCAGGGAUCUCAUUUAUCAUCAAAAGGCCUUUCCUGGAGCCAAAGAAACACCUAGGAGCUCAUAUGACGGAUCCUUCUCAUUCAGUUGUACCUCCAGGUGGAAGUUGUCCUCCUAUUCAAGUGAAAACCGAACCAAACGAGGAUUCUGGGAUUUCUUUGGAAAUGACAACAGUGACUGUGAAGGAGGAGUCAGAUGAUCCUGACUACUAUCAAUAUAAUAUUCCUGCAGGCCCUUCGGAAACGUCAGAGAUGGAUGGGAAACUUGCUCUUGCAAAAAGUUACACAGAUUCCUCCCAGCAUACCCCUACAGAGACAAGUGAGGAUCCUGAGGUCGAGGUCACCAUCGAAGAUGAUGAUGACUACUUGCCCCCUAACAAGAGACUGAAGAACACUGAGUCAGCUAAUGAAGCUGCCAAUACUGGGAGAAGAAAAGUGAGAGAGUUCAAUUUUGAGAAAUGGAAUGCACGAAUUACAGACCUGAGAAAGCAAGUUGAAGAACUCUUUGAAAAAAAAUAUG